Alligator sinensis (Chinese alligator) is the source of this 2452-nucleotide messenger RNA. Its product is annotated as haloacid dehalogenase-like hydrolase domain-containing 5. The coding region runs from base 1 to 1221 and encodes 406 amino acids. Gene Ontology annotation, biological process: glycerophospholipid biosynthetic process. The transcript is spliced from 8 exons. The record is from RefSeq and is a predicted model, not a curated record. Gene Ontology annotation, cellular component: mitochondrion. Lineage: Eukaryota; Metazoa; Chordata; Crocodylia; Alligatoridae.
AUGUCGCCUCAUGUGCAGCCUACUUUUGGCUUUCUCUUUGACAUCGAUGGAGUAUUGGUACGAGGAAAGACUCCACUUCCUGCUGCUAAAGUAGCUUUUCAAAAGCUGGUGAAUUCUCAAGGACAUUUCUUGGUGCCUGUUGUGUUUGUCACCAAUGCAGGGAACUGUCUUCGCCAGAAAAAAGCUGAUCAGUUGUCUCAUAUUCUGGGAGUGCCAAUUUCACAAGACCAGGUCAUGCUGUCUCAUAGUCCUUUGAGAAUGUUCAAACGUUAUCAUGACAAAUGCGUUCUUGUGUCUGGGCAAGGACCACUUCUGGAUAUUGCCAAUUGUUUGGGUUUUUGUCGGCCUAUUACUAUUGAUAUGCUUCGGGAGAUGUACCCUUUGCUGGAUAUGGUGGACCAUGACAGAAGGCCUAAAAUUUUGCACUCCCCAGCUGUGGACCUUCCCAAAAUUGAGGCUGUUGUUUUGUUUGGGGAGCCAGUCAGAUGGGAAACAAAUCUCCAGUUGAUUAUAGAUGUUUUGCUGACAAGUGGCUACCCAGGAAAUCCAUAUCAUCAUGCAAAAUACCCACAUAUACCUGUUCUUGCUUGUAAUAUGGACCUAAUGUGGGUAGCUGAAGCUCAGUCUCCAAGAUUUGGGCAUGGAACAUUUAUGGUUUGCUUGGAAAACAUUUACAAGAAGAUCACUGGCAAGGAACUGAAAUAUGAGGCUUUGAUGGGCAAACCUAGUGAGCUGACCUAUCAUUAUGCAGAGUACCUCAUCAGAACACAAGCAGCAGAAAGACAGUGGAAGAAGCCUGUUCAGUCUCUUUAUGCUAUUGGGGACAAUCUAAUGACUGAUAUCUAUGGCGCUAACCUUUACAAUCGUUACCUUGAAGAAAAGAACUCCAGAAAAGGUUCCAAAGCACUUGUUCAGGCCAAAGUUGCUGCAGGCACAAGAUCUACUACUGUUUCUCAGGAUGAUGAAAUAAGCAACACUUGGGAAAGUGAACUAGCAUCUGCCACUGCCACUAGUUGUAGAUCUAUUCUUGUCUGCACUGGAGUUUAUAAUCCUCAUGCAGAGGUGUCCCCUGAGACUGGGGAGAGUGUAACUGAAACAGUGUUCCACGGUCACAGAGAUUUUAGAUUUGAUCCUGCCUUGAUUGAACCAGAUCAUAUUGUACCAGAUGUUGCUGCUGCUGUAGACCUGAUCUUCCAACUAGAGAAUUUUGCACCUAAUUGAAAAACCAGUACUCUCUAAGGAUUUCCUAGCUCUGUGCUUCUCUUCCAAAAGCAAACUGAGGCGUGUAGCACAGCACAAACUGUGGCUUUCUAGCACAUUUAACCCUUUAAUUUUAAUACUUUUAGCAAAACACUUCCUAUGUGUUUUGAUAGCACUUCAUUGUCAUCCUAUUCCACCCUUUAUGUGUGUGCGUGUUUUUAAGUUUGUCAUCUUGCAUAAUGUCUUGGGGAACUGUCAUUGUGUGUGUGUGGGGGGGGGGGGUUGUUUUGUUUUGUUUUUAAUUCUCACGUUUACUUCAUUCCUCUGUUCAUUUGCUGAAGGAGUUAGUCUCUAAUUGGGUGCAUGCAGGAGUUUGAGGAGUGGCAAUUAAGUAGUUCAAAUAACCCAAGUAGACUUUGGCUGGUGCAGUGCCCUGUAUACUUCUCUGGUGCUCCAUAAGUAAUAAGCUUUCCUUCCCAUACUUUGCCUCAAGUUAAAAGCAAGUAAUGUGCAUCCUUGACUCUCCCUCUCUGUAUUUGUCUGCUCUUAAUUGUGUAUCUGUAUAUACAUCUCUUUCCACUUAGGCUUGCAACUACAAUUGCUGCCCUCAGCUUUUCAGUUUGCUCUCAGGGAUGCCCAUGAGACCUAGUAUAAAUGCUUAGUAGCCAGUACCAUUUCUGGAAUUUCUGGUUACUGAAACAGCUGAUCUAAGAGGGAGACUAAACUGGGGUCUUCUAUAUAGUGCACCAGAACUAACUUUCUUUUUCCAUAGUCUCAGAAAUAUAUGAAAAUGCUAUAAUCCAUAUAACUUUAGUUAAGAAUUUUAACUAUAGUCAUAUUGUGAGUACUGUAUUUUUCGCAUAUGACAUGCAUAUUUCCCCUCCAAAAUCAGCCCCCAAAACUGGAGGACAUCCUAAAUGGGAAACCUAAGUUGGUUUCUUCAUUGGAAGAGGAGCACUCUUGGAGACACUAUUGUAUGCCAAGAUAUCUGCCACGUGUCUGGCUCAGCAUACUGAAAGAGUGGAGUCCUGUUAAACCUCUCUCAGCCAUACCUAUUGGCUGAGAACUAUAGAUUGUGCCUGAAGCAGUGAGUGACCUGCUGGUAGUAUCUUGAUGAGGCUUGUGAUGUGGAAACACUUUAUUUACAAGAACUUUAUAAAGAACUAAUUACAAUAAAGAAUUAACAUUAUUGCUGCCUGUGGCAGAGCACAGGGUGUGUCUGCCACUUUAAGGGCCUGGAGCUGGCAGCCUC